This is a messenger RNA of Symbiodinium sp. CCMP2592, 1506 nucleotides long. The record is from the annotation of a GenBank genome assembly. NCBI's taxonomy places the organism in Eukaryota, Dinophyceae, Suessiales, Symbiodiniaceae.
AUGCUUAAUCCACACACUUGGAGUCCCUUGUGUGCCAUGCACACCUCCAUGUGGGGCCGUGCGCUCAAGCUCUUGGUGCUGACGGCGGCAGUUUCUGCUCAAAACUGCACAGAUGCGGAUGCUGAAAGUGAACGCUGUCAGGAGGUUUCUUUGCUCCAGUCUGCCAGAUCUCUCUUCCGCAACGAAGUGGCCACGGAAGAAGAGCAACAAGCUCACUCCCAGAGCUUCAGGAGUACGUUGUCGUCAAGCCACAAGAAGCUGAAGUGGCAACUACUUCGAAGCUUUCCCGCAGUGGAGCUUCAAGCGAACCCUGCCUGCAGCAACAUCGGGCGCAGGUUUCCAAUCAUGGUGUCACGCAACCAGUCUUUGCUGGAUGAAUACGCCAAGUAUGCCUGCGGAGAUGGCGGGGACUACUUUGUGACGGACCCAACCCGAAGCCUGCACGCCGAACUGGCACCUCUGGAGGCUGGAUGCAUUAACCUGCAAGACCGGUGGAGGACCAUGAGGACGACCUUCGCAUCGAAUGCUAGCCAUGGCGAGUACCUGUACAGGGACUGCCCGGAGAGCUGUUUGCAGGAGGAGUUCUGGCACCGGCUGCCCACGCAAGUCGUAGACCAGGACCUGCUGGUGCUCCCGAGCAUCCGCGAGCCACCGGGGAUGGAGUACCAGCACUCGCUCCUCGACUUCCUGCCGCCGGCUUGGACAGUGCUUGACCUGCUUCGGAACUCGUCCACGAAGCUGCUGGUCCUCUCGUCGCGGCAGCGGCGUCUGCUGGCCACCCUUGGCUUUCCCAGCGAACAGGUCCUGGAAGUGCCCCUUACGGACGACCGACCCGCAGUCCUGCUGUGCGCGAAGAGGGGCCGGACAAUGCAUCUCUGGCGCGUGCGCGGGGGCUCGCGCAGCUCCGAGAUCUCUGGAGCACUCCCGAGCCAUCCCUAUGAGGACCGCCGUUUCGAUGGAGACCUCUGGCACCGGCUCAUCAACAUCCAGGUGGGCCCGGAAAUCUCCGAUGCCAUCGCGCAGCACAAUGGCUUCGCGGAGAGAACUUUUUGGCAGCCGCGGCUGGUGGUGUUUUUGCAGCGCUGCACCGACCACCGGGCCCUGGAGAACGAGCAGAAGGCCCUUGAGGCAAUCAGCCGGGCCCUGUUGAAGUCAACUCGGCCAGAGGAGCUGCUGUCAAUUUGCGCAGGCCGCGAGAACUUCUUGGAGCAGGUCCAGAAGGUCCGACAGGCGCGGCUCAUCAUCGGCGCACAUGGAGGGGCGAUGGCCAACAUGGUCCUGGCGCGCUCCGAUGCAGGUGUGAUCGAGCUCGUUGCCGAUGCCGCAGCCCAGAAAGGGUUAGAAGGACCCUGGCCACCUUACAAAAGUUACUUCUACGGCGGACUUGGGGCAGCCUUUCCCUUCUACCGAGUGGUCCUCUAUGAAGCCGACCCGCACGGCAAGCUCUGGAUUCGCCUGGACGACCUGCAGACAGCCGUCACCGACUUCCUGAACCGACUCGGCUAG